Messenger RNA from Wickerhamiella sorbophila, 999 nucleotides. Its product is annotated as Ribosomal lysine N-methyltransferase set11. Gene Ontology annotation, biological process: peptidyl-lysine trimethylation; peptidyl-lysine monomethylation. Lineage: Eukaryota; Fungi; Ascomycota; Dipodascomycetes; Dipodascales; Trichomonascaceae. Bases 1 to 999 code for a protein of 332 amino acids. The record is from RefSeq and is a predicted model, not a curated record. Gene Ontology annotation, molecular function: protein-lysine N-methyltransferase activity; protein binding. The transcript has a single exon.
AUGGACCAGCUUACUCACUGGAUCGCAGAAUCGGGGGGCUAUAUAUCGCCAAAGGUUGAGGUUACGGCGAUCCCCGAUCGGGGUAAUUCCAUCGUGGCUGCAUGCUCUAUCUCGAAAGGAGAAAAACUCGUCAGUCUGUCCCGUCACCUUUUGAUUAAUGCGCAAUCGCUGGGCGAACCCAACCUUACGUCCCAUCAGGCAUUGGCAAAUUUUUUGUUGACCUCAGACUCGUUCUGGAUAGAAACCCUUCCUAAAAGCUUCGACUCAAUCCCUGUGUGCUGGUCACCGGCUGAAUUGAAGUUUUUGCCGGCGAAAAACCAAGCGCACGUUGCCAAACAGCUCGCUCAGAUAGCUGUGGAUCACAGGCUUGCAUGUCCCAACGAGCCCUUUGACCGGUUCAGAUGGGCUUGGCUCUGUGUGAACUCACGAUGUUUGUACUGGGAUGUUGGCCGCGAGAGAAAAGAGAAUAUGACCAUGGCACCCUUUAUUGAUUUCUUGAACCACGACACAGAUCAGUCGAAAACCGUGCAAGUAAAAUCAGGGCUGGGGAUGGCCCUGUACGCAGCCAGGGACUACGAAAAGGGCGAAGAAAUCUGCCUAAACUACGGUCCUCAUGAAAAUGCGUUCCUGCUCUGUGAAUACGGGUUUGUUGCUCAGCAAAAUCCCUGGGACUAUAUCGACCUUACCGCCAAGCUCGAGCCGCUGCUCAAAGAUCACGAGUCUCAACUGAAAGAACUCGGCUACUGGGGCGACUAUACGAUCAAUUCAGAUGGUGCGUCGUUCCGGACGCUUGUUGCGUGUGAGGCUUUGAAAAACUCCAAACUCAAAUCAGUCGUCGAUGGUCUUGUUGAGCCGGACGAGUGGUCGCCUGUCCUCACAGAGAUACUCAAUGAGCUAGAAAUCGUCUUCAAAGGACCUGUGCCCAGGCCGGAAAUCCGUCACUUAUAUGACGGCUAUUUAUCAAUUAUUUACAGUUCAAGGUCUAAAGUAGGAACAUAG